Messenger RNA from Chelmon rostratus (copperband butterflyfish), 1801 nucleotides. It is a transcript of the gene tp53i3, whose product is annotated as tumor protein p53 inducible protein 3. Gene Ontology annotation, molecular function: quinone reductase (NADPH) activity; quinone binding; NADPH binding. The transcript has 7 exons. The record is from RefSeq and is a predicted model, not a curated record. Bases 106 to 1203 code for a protein of 365 amino acids. Lineage: Eukaryota; Metazoa; Chordata; Actinopteri; Chaetodontiformes; Chaetodontidae.
CAGUCUGGAAGAUGGAGCAACUAAACUUCCCAAAAGUCGAACAGUCAUCUCUAAAGCUAAAGAUCUGUUGACAUCUCCUGCUGUUGCCAUUGCUGGAACUAUCAAAUGCAUCACAUCCUGCACAGUGGAAGAUCUUUACUGGGAAACACCUACAAGACGUGUUUUGCAGGCUCUAGCUUUGCCAGGAUGAUGCAGGCGGUGUGUGUGGAUGUACCAGGAGGACCAGAGAAUUUAGUGCUGCGAACUGUACCGAAACCUCAGCCUAAAGAUGGAGAAGUCCUAAUUAAAGUUCAUGCAACUGCCCUCAACAGGGCGGACUUACUGCAGAGGCGGGGACUGUACCCACCUCCCCCAGGUGAGAGUGAUAUCAUAGGCCUGGAGGUGGCUGGUACGGUGGAUACUCUGGGCCCAGGAGUGAACAGAGGCUGGAGGCCAGAUGACAGGGUCAUGGCCUUGCUCUGCGGAGGAGGAUAUGCGGAAUAUGUUGCUGUGCCUCAGGAGCUUCUCAUGCCCGUUCCCCCUAAUCUCUCGCUCUGCCAGGCUGCUGCGAUCCCAGAGGCCUGGCUCACUGCUUUUCAGCUGCUGGUCUUCAUAGCUCAGGUGAAGGAGGGUGAAGUCGUGCUGGCUCACGCUGGAGCCAGCGGAGUCGGAACAGCUGCCGUUCAGCUGGUUCGUCUGCUUGGCGCCGUGCCCGUCGUCACUGCGGGGAGCCCAGAAAAACUGAGGCUGGCCGAGAGCCUGGGAGCAGCAGCUGGGAUUAACUACAAAGAGGAGAGCUUCGCGCAGGGAGUUCACGACUUCACAGGAGGCAAGGGAGCAAAUGUCAUCCUUGACUGCAUUGGUGGGUGUAACUGGGAGCAAAAUGUGAACUCUUUAGCCACCGACGGCAGAUGGGUGCUGUAUGGGACCAUGGGAGGCAGGGCGGUGGACGGAGAUCUGCUGGGUAAGCUGCUCUCCAAGCGAGGCCACUUGCUCAGCAGCCUCCUCCGCUCUCGCAGCCUUCAGUACAAAGCAGACCUGGUAAAGGCUUUCUCACACAGAGUGUUACCGUAUUUCUCCGGCCAGAUGGCCUCCUUGAGGCCAGUGAUCGACAACACAUUCAACCUGGAGGACAUUGCGGAUGCUCACAGGCACAUGGAGACCAACAAGAACAUGGGGAAGAUUGUCAUUAAUGUGAUUCCACAGAAUCAGGAAACUCAAUGAUAAACAGCUGCAGCAGUCAUGUUGACAGAAAUGUAGUUGCUCUGAAGUGUAUUUGAUUUAUGUCGAGAAAUCUUACAGCAGUGUUAUUUGACGAGAGAUGAUUUUUGCACUGUGCCAUUUCUUCUAUACUGUCAUAAUAGCGAUAAUUGACUGGGGGUUCCUCACUAGUAAAUGUUUAUUAUCAAAGCACACAUUAAGAAUUUGUAUCCUUUAUGACCAAUUUAUUUUUCUAAUUCUUCAUUUUCUCUUACAGUAGUUAUUAUUAGUAGUUAUUGUUAUUUUAAUGAUAUACCACCUUGCAUUUCUGGCACAUACAGUAUUGAAUGAGUAUAUGACAAAUAAAACCCUUGAAUCUCUGACGAUUUUGCUGAUGGUCAGCAUUUGCAUAGUAUUAGUAUCGGUGAUGCAAAGUAACUAAGUACAUUUACUCUGGGUUUACCACUAGGCUCUUGUAUUUGUGGAAUUCCAUUUUAUGGUACUUCAUACUUCUAUUCCACAACGUACUUUUUACUCCACUACAUUUAUCUGACAUCUUAUUCUUCAUGCAAAACAUAUGGAAUGCAUUGUCCUAUGAAAAUAAAAAUAAUCUUCCUCUUAU